Messenger RNA from Guillardia theta CCMP2712, 1590 nucleotides. RefSeq lists its product as hypothetical. The coding region runs from base 1 to 1590 and encodes 529 amino acids. The record is from RefSeq and is a predicted model, not a curated record. NCBI's taxonomy places the organism in Eukaryota, Cryptophyceae, Pyrenomonadales, Geminigeraceae. The transcript is spliced from 29 exons.
AUGUCGAGCAUGUCCGACAGUGGAAGUCAAAAUGGCACAGGGAAUCUUGAAACCGGAAUCGCAAUGGCCAACUUUCUAGCCGAUCUGCAGUCGUUUCUUCCUGUCCCUCCAGGAACCUUCAGCGACCCUCCUCCAAAAAGGGACGAAGAUCGAUACAAUGCUGCCGAUCGAGCCAAGCAAUCUGAAGAAAUCAAAGGCGAAAAUGGCGAAGACAUGAACGAAGCAGAGCCAAAGACAGAUGCGCCAGCUGAACCGCAACCUGUCAGAAGUCAGAUGACGAAGCCACUAGCUCCUAUCGAAGCUGGUGAAGAAUUUGAUCAAAGACAUGAGGAAAAUGUAAACAUGAAGAAUGUAGGUGUCGAGGAAUGUGAUUUGUGCGGACGUUGGAAGAGUAAAUGCCGCAUGCGUGAAGCUAUUCGAAUGUCGCACGUAAGGAGGGGAACAGUGAUCUGCGGCCAGUGCACUGUGAUGCUAGAGAAAGUUCCGACUGCACGAAUUGUGCCACCAUCCAUUCCAGACGUUAGUAUUGGUCCCUCAAUGGUCACCGACAAGCGAUGGAAGCAUGACAUCCUUAAAAGCUCCCUCAAAAUGCCUUCACGUCCACCACCUGCUUUCAUUUCUCUGGUUCCAAGGAACAAGGAAAAGGAGUUUUCGCCUGAGGACCUCGACAAUGAUUUCAAGUACCAAAAUCUGUUCGAGGUUUUGUUCUCACCGGAUCUCCACCUUCUAUCGGCAAUGUUUGAGGUGAUGCCGGAAGAUGAGGAGGGCGACGAGCUCUUGGCUGCCGUUCUCCGAUUAGUGGAUAGAUCCGGAAGAACUGAACAGAUCAUGAAAGCUUGUGUGGAGAUGGAGGUGGCGAACACUUUAGAUGCUACGACCAUGUUUAGAAGGAACAAUAUGUCAUUGCGUAUCUUGAAGAUGCACAUGUCCAAGGUUGUAGCUUUGAGAUUGAUCCAUCGUUAUCUACACCGUCAGACAAUCUUCAGACGUGCAUUUUUGCGCAACUACGACUACUGUCAGAAGCACGAUUUCCAAAUUCGGGCGGAUGCAAUCAAGAUGCUUGCAUUGAAUGAACGUUUUGCUGCCGACUCUUCCAUGGCAGGUUUUUCUUGUGAUACAUUUGAGACGUUCUCAUCGUUGAGUACACAGCAUGCGUCAGCUUUUAAUGAUGAUGCGUGGGAGCAUUCUGACCCCAAGAAGGUCAUGGUGUAUAGCAAAGAUGUGCCAGAUCUGCUCCGCUUGAUUGUCAACAAGAUGGAGAUCAUAGAGAGGCAUGCAUACCUUCAGGAGCAGCAGCAUGAAGAACUUCGAGGAUCGUUUCUCCGAUUACGAGUGAACUCGAUCUGCUUGAUUGCCCAUUACUCGAGUGGUAUCGGUUCGAGAUAUGGCACAGCUGCUGCGGCACCGCUUCCCUAUGAGACGGAUGAGGGAGAUUGGAACAACGGAUAUGGACAGUAUGAAGUUGGCGCUGGUCAAGAGAACAACUGGAAUAGCGCAGCAGAGGCAGCAAUGCAGGGUAUCUCUACGCCGCCAAAGACGCAGGAACUCGGACCAAACGCAGAAUUCAUCAAGACGGUGCCCACUGCGUGA